Molecule: messenger RNA, 1741 nt
Organism: Alligator mississippiensis (American alligator)
Lineage: Eukaryota; Metazoa; Chordata; Crocodylia; Alligatoridae
Gene: ELP6
Product: elongator acetyltransferase complex subunit 6
Exons: 7
Coding region: 121-921 (266 amino acids)
Biological process (GO): tRNA wobble uridine modification
Cellular component (GO): elongator holoenzyme complex
Source: RefSeq, a predicted model, not a curated record
CAUGCGCACAAUACCCAGCACCGCGCCCUUCCGAGCGUUCCAUGCGCCUCCGAGCGCCCACCCGGGAGCGCGGCUUUUGACCCCACGCGGACGCCGUCGACGCUCGGCCCAGGCCGCACGAUGUUUGUGGAGCUGAACGAGCUGUUACACGCCUCCCCGGAGCGGCCGGAGCAGGGGACAUUCACCCUGCUGCGGGACACCAGGACAGAUGGCAGCUUCCUGGUGCACCACUUCCUCUCUUUCUACCUCAAAGCUGGCUGUAAAGUCUGUUUUGUGGCCCUGAUCCAGUCAUUCAGUCACUAUAACGUCGUAGCACAAAAGCUGGGAGUCAGCCUGCCUGCAGCCAAGGAACGGGGACAGCUCGUGUUCCUGGAAGGCCUGAAGUCCUGCUUCGAGGUCCUGUUCAAGGAGGAGCCACCCACGGGACAGCCAAACCCUCUGCAGUUUAUCAGAGAGGGUGGCUCUAACCUGAAAGCCCUGUACGAGUUUGUCCGCACAUCCCUGACGCCCUCGGAGAGUGAUUCCUGGAAGUGUCCUGUGCUGCUCGUGGAUGAUGUCAGCGUCCUGCUCAGCCUGGGCAUGAGGCCUGUGGAUGUGUUGGAUUUCAUCCAUUACUGCAGGGCCACUGUGUGCUCUCAGCUAAAGGGGAACGUCGUAGUGCUGGUGCACAGCAGGGAGGACUCGGAUGAUACGGAGAAUGAGUUGGUCGUGAACGCCCUGUGUCACCAGAGCAACCUCAUCCUGUGGGCAGAGGGGCUGGCCACCGGCUACUGCAAAGACAUCCAUGGACAGCUGAAGAUCAUUCCAAGGGGGCCAGCAGUGCUGUCCACAGAGAGGGAUCUCCCCCGAACCUACCAGUACAAAAUUCAGGACAGGAAUGUCACGUUCUUCGCCAGAGGGAUGUCCGCGGCCGUGCUGUGAUCUUGGAGGCCUGGGGCAGAGAGGACGGUGGUGCUUAAUACCUGGGAAAACAGAAUGUGGCAGCAGCUCAGCCCAGUCCCUCUCCCAUCACUGCCCCCAAACAUCCUGAUGCAGCCUCAGCCCUGCUGAGAUCUGUCUGGGUGCAGUGAUUCACUUGGCUGGUGCUUGUUGUGGGAUCGGAGCCUAAGCCCAUUCCCUCUGCCCUGCCCUCGGGCCGCGUUCCAGCCUCAGGGAACUGGGAAGAGCAAAAUGUACUGCAGUGAUCAAUGAAUUCCAAAUGCAGAUACGUCUGGCGGGCAGCUGCCAUCUCCAGGCCGACACUGACUGUUUGUAUUGCAGAGAGGACCGGGCAUCUGUGGUGCCAAGCGUUGGGCACAUGGGGGCUAGUUGGUGCCCUGCUGCACUUGCAAUCCAAGGCCUUCCUUUCAUGUGACUGCUAGUUCUGGUGGCAGAGAGCAGCUGCUGGGAGGAAGCCCCCAGCACGUCUUCUUGAAGGCUCUGCAUAGCUCCUGUUAGACCUGGGCAGCUUGGCUUAAGCAGCUAUGCUGGUAGGGCAUGGGAGGCACCUUGGCAGGGUGUGGGGUGCACCCUGGGAAGCACCAGCUGGCAAAGGGGCUGCAAUAGCUGGCAGAAAGCCCAGCUGAGUCCAUACAGCUGGUCCUUCCCCACUGGCAGAAGAAAGGACCUGGGCUGCUGCGACGCGGACACGCUCAUGGUUGGCUGCAUCAACCCCUCUCUCCCCCAUCUGGUUAUGUCUAAUUCAAGUGUGGGCUCCUCACGUUACAUUUCUCAUUUUGUAUUAAAUACAGAUCCUACUGUU